ACAAAUAUGAAGAUCUAGGGGUCCGGUAUAAUAUAAAAUAAAUUAGGGUUUGAUAUGAGAAAUACCCAAAAAUAAAACAGAAAAAAGUUGUCAGCCAUCAGUCUCAUCGUCUCCGCAAGCACUAUGCAACGCUUCCGUGUUUUCCUCCCCCGCGCCACCCGGGCCCACCACUUCCAUUUCCAACCCUAUCUGGGUCCCACCUCGUCCACAUCGCCGACGGUUCUCUUCCGGCGAACUCUAUUCCUAGAAACCGUCUCUAAUCCUGUCAAGCUGAACAAGCUCUCCGACUCCGACGCCGGGAUUGUUGAGGUGAAGCUCGAUAGAGCUGAGGUCAAGAACGCAAUUGGGAAGGAGAUGGUCAGAGGAUUGCAGAGCGCGUUUGAGUUCAUUGAUCGAGAUUCUUCGGCUAGGGUUAUUUUGAUUUCUAGCGCGGUUCCUGGGGUUUUCUGCGCUGGUGCUGAUCUCAAGGAGCGCAAGAAGCAGACUUCUUCGGAGGUCCAUCAAUUCGUGCACUCGUUGCGCUCAACAUUCUCUUCGUUGGAGGCACUCCCUCUUCCUACAAUUGCUGUUAUUGAAGGAGCUGCUCUGGGGGGAGGACUAGAGUUGGUUCUUUCUUGUGAUCUUCGUGUAUGCGGAGAGGAUGCAAGAUUUGGCAUGCCAGAAACUGGACUCGCUAUUAUCCCUGGGGCUGGUGGGACACACAGACUCCCUAGGGUAGUUGGAAGAUCAAUUGCUAAGGAACUUGUAUUUACUGGUCGGAGAGUUGAUGGCAAGGAAGCUUUAUCCAUGGGACUCGUCAAUCAUUGUGUUUCUGCUGGCAAGGCAUACUUAAAGGCUCUUCAAAUUGCCCGAGAUAUAAACCAGAAGGGUCCAUUGGCUAUAAGGAUGGCUAAGAAAGCUAUCAGUCAGGGAGUAGAAGCAGAAAUGUCAUCGGCACUUGCUGUGGAAGAAGAAUGUUAUGCGCAGCUUCUCAACACCGAGGAUCGUCUUGAGGGUUUAGCUGCAUUUGCAGAGAAGAGAAAACCAAGAUACACUGGAAAAUAGGACCUAAGAAGCAUCGCCAUUUAUCUCAUAUUGACAGAAGAUGAAUAUGGGACAUUAAUUCAGCAGGUCAAUACCUUGAAAUGGCUGGUUACGUUGUAAUAAGCCAUAUUUCUGCCUUUUUACUAGAAAAUUAUUGUGUUCAUUGAGUGUUCUGUGUCGCUCUAUGUUCACAGACGCAGCUACUGGGAUUUAUAAAUAAGAGGCGAAUGAAGAUCUGCACGGUAAAGUAGGAUGAAGUAAAUAAGGGCCGCAAAGUUCAGUUUUUGUA
Asparagus officinalis (garden asparagus) is the source of this 1312-nucleotide messenger RNA. Its product is annotated as probable enoyl-CoA hydratase 2, mitochondrial. Gene Ontology annotation, molecular function: enoyl-CoA hydratase activity. Bases 124 to 1044 code for a protein of 306 amino acids. The record is from RefSeq and is a predicted model, not a curated record. Lineage: Eukaryota; Viridiplantae; Streptophyta; Magnoliopsida; Asparagales; Asparagaceae. Gene Ontology annotation, biological process: fatty acid beta-oxidation. The transcript is spliced from 8 exons. Gene Ontology annotation, cellular component: mitochondrion.